AUGUGUAGGGGAAUCAUUCUGCUAAAAUAUUUCACAAUACUAUACUUAAUCCUUGUCAUCCUUCUGCAGUUUUUUCAAACAUGCAGUGCUUGGAAGAGCAAACACUAUUGUCCCCCUUCUGCUUGUGGUCAUAUCCGUAAUAUAAGUUACCCUUUCCGCUUAAAGACCGAUCCAAUAUAUUGCGGUUUUCCAUUAUAUGAAUUAGCUUGUGAAGGUAACCAAACUGUUAUAUCGUUAUCCUCCAAGAAGUUGUAUGUGCAAGCCAUCAACUAUGAUAACCAGACACUUCGCCUAGUAGAUCCAACUUUACAAACACAAGAUAUAUGCUCUCUGAGACCUCGGCUUACCUUCCGACAAUACAAUAGAUUCUUUGACCCAUAUUAUUAUACUAAUGGAUAUAUUAAAAGAGUAGCAGAGCCUAUGUUCAUGUUCAACUGUCCAUUUGCUAUUAAUAGUACUUCUACAUUUGGCUGCAUAUUAAGCGGACACACUUUCUUAAAGAUUGGAGAAAUGAAUGCAUCUGAAGUCAUUGAUGGAUGCAGAGCAGAAUUUAUAGGGCUGACCUCUUGGCCUGAUAUUAAAGAUGACAACAACAUUUCCCUUUCUGAUUUUCAUCAAGCAAUCAGCUAUGGCUUUGAGCUCUCUUAUCUGAAACUGCGAUUUAAACAAAGGAUAAGUAAGGACUACAUGUUUGUUUACUUCUUCAAUUUUUUUUAA
Messenger RNA from Lycium ferocissimum, 717 nucleotides. RefSeq lists its product as uncharacterized. NCBI's taxonomy places the organism in Eukaryota, Viridiplantae, Streptophyta, Magnoliopsida, Solanales, Solanaceae. The transcript has a single exon. Bases 1 to 717 code for a protein of 238 amino acids. The record is from RefSeq and is a predicted model, not a curated record. Gene Ontology annotation, molecular function: polysaccharide binding.